Acipenser ruthenus (sterlet) is the source of this 1850-nucleotide messenger RNA. RefSeq lists its product as uncharacterized. The coding region runs from base 1 to 1332 and encodes 443 amino acids. The record is from RefSeq and is a predicted model, not a curated record. The transcript has 11 exons. NCBI's taxonomy places the organism in Eukaryota, Metazoa, Chordata, Actinopteri, Acipenseriformes, Acipenseridae.
AUGGCUGCUUUCUUAACAGAUGAGGAACAUGGUAAAAAUUUAAAUGAAGCUUCUUUUUCCAGAAUUCGGAACUCAACAUGGAUGAAGAAACAAGCUUGGGGUCAGUUUUCUGGAGCUGCAGAUCACAUCAUUAUGCCAGAGUUAGGAGAUGCAGUUCUUCUCGGACAGCACAAUGUGGGACGAAUCCUUGCACUCCCAGAAGCCAACCUUGCACACAUUCAAAUGGAUACUGUUGCAGCGCCCAAUGGCUCUCUGGUGGUGCACAGAGGGAGACACAUAAAUGAACACUACUGUUAUGUGGAUCUGACCCUGCUGGAGUGGGAUGGGAGGUUGGGAUACUGGAAGCCCAAAGGAUCUUCUGGGGACAGAAUCACCCUCCAUGAUACAACCGACGAAGUUGAUACCAUAACCCCAGUCUGCUCAGUGGAAGUGAAAGAGGAUAGUGAUCCGAACCCAACAGUCCCUUUUAACAGUGACAGUGACCCAGCAGCGUUGACAUCCACAGAGAGAGCACUGGACCUGACUGCGGAAAAUGGAAUUGGGCCAGGACAGGAAAAACAGUCUUUAGGAAACUCCAUUGAACAAGCAGAGCAGGGGGCGAAAGACAGCUGUUUUCUCAUCAAUGACCUUAACAAGGUUACAGAGGACCAUGGGUUGCUGGAACAGAGGGACAGCAGGCCACCAAGCCCCAAGAAGAAGAUAAACUUCAACUACAAGGUGACUGUGAUUCCUGAUUCUGAAACAAACCCUUGUGUCCCUGGAAGGAGCAAGCAGUUGAGAGCAAAGAGUGCAAGAAGAAGGAUCCCUGGGAUUUUCCACAAAGUCCCUGGAAUGGACACUUCUUCAGCUGAUGAAGGGGAGAUCUCCUAUAGGCCAGAGAGUAGCUCCUCCUACCAGGCACGGUGCAUCGAAGCAUGGAGACAAGUCCCUCCAGGAACCCCCAUGGAAACAAGUUUUGUCUCAAAAGAUGACAGGUCCUGGUUGCACCACCAUGCUUCCAAAAGCACCCCACGCAUUAGAGGACUCUGCAGAUCGGCAACCAUCCAGUCCGCCAAUGAGUGGUUAGCCAGAGGCCAGCACAUUUCCUCCCAGCAUGCCUUGCCUAGACUGCCCAAGCCAGUCUAUCUCACCGGAUUGCUACAGGACACAGCAGAGGUCAGAAAGAAACUCUUCACCAGAUUCCAGCAGAGACGUUCCAACUUACUGAGGUCUCAGUCUCUGCUGUUGACACCCCAGCCACAACAAGACAGGUCCCACGGAAAGGUUCUGGAUUUUGGUUUCUCAGUGAAAACUGCGUCGCUGGAAUCGCUUCACUCCACCCACCUGAGAUGAAAGCAAGUUGCCUUUGCAAGACAAUUUUACUAAGACCCACGGGGGUGUUGUUUGCUUUAGUUUUAGAACCACACAGGUCCCGCUGGACAGCUGUUUUCACGGUUGCUGUGAUGCUUUUCAUCUACAAAUUCUGUACAAGGGAUUUUUUGUAAUAUAAAGUUUAUAUACAGUAUUUUAAAAAAUCUUAAUUUCUUAUUUUUAUUAUUAUUAUUUUGGGGACAUUCUCCUCUUAGUCUUAAAAGGGUCAUAUCAAGUGUGCAGAUAUUACUAGGAAGGAACUCAAUUAGAUUAUACACCUAGUUUACUGAUUAUCCUCAGGGAAUUAACAACUGGAUACAGUGAUGGUAAAUCCAAAAAACAAUGGUUAGUGCCAUUUAAGUUGUUCUAUUAUGGAGAUAAAGAGACCGCUUUAGUUAUGAAACGGUAUAAGAAAGGUGCAAUAUCUAAUCCUUAGGUUAACAUUUAGAGUCGUUCUCAGUAUUUGCAGUUUUCCAACAUGUAUUUUUUUAUACCUAAAG